Molecule: messenger RNA, 1608 nt
Organism: Plenodomus lingam JN3
Lineage: Eukaryota; Fungi; Ascomycota; Dothideomycetes; Pleosporales; Leptosphaeriaceae
Molecular function (GO): hydrolase activity, acting on carbon-nitrogen (but not peptide) bonds
Source: RefSeq, a predicted model, not a curated record
AUGGCGGCAUCCGCAUAUCCAGAGGGCAGCAUUGCCUACGUCAAUGGUAACAUAUAUACCGUUGAUAAAGCCCAACCAAGAGCUGGUGGUUUUGUCGUGUCUCCCCAAGGCGUAUUUGCCGCCGUAGGAAGCAGUGAAGAGAUCAAGGCCAACGCGCAAGCCCAGGGCUUGGUGAUCCGCGACUUGGGCGGCACAUUCAUUAUGCCAGGAAUUCACGACAGCCAUGUGCACUCGUUCGUUUCAGGGCUCCACCUCGUCGGCGAUAUACUCAUGGACCUUGCUACUACCAACACCGGCGACCAGAUGGUGGCUAAAUUGAAAAAUGGCUGUGGCGGCUGCUCUCACCACGCGGGUCCUUCGGACUGGAUCAUAGGUGUCUUGCUCGAAAUCGAGAACUACGACCGCUCCAUCUUAGACGAAGAAUGGCCAGAUAGGCCAGUGUUUAUUCAUGCAUACGGAGGCCAUAUGAAAUAUCUCAACACAGCCGCACUUGAAAAGGCGGGAUUCGAUGUACAAAACGAGCCAGAUGCCCCGAGCUCGAUAUACCAACGUAGACCAGACGGCAGCUUAACUGGUACUAUUGGAGGUCAAGCAGCACUGGGACGCGCCAGUAUGGCCAUUCCAAAACCAUCAAUCCCUCACCUCAAGAAGGCUCUCAAGCGUGCGAUGAAAGAAUUACAUCGCAACGGUGUAACCUCAUGCCAGGAAGCCGCAACAAACUCUGUAAUGCUCAAAGUACUCAACGAACUUGACAUCGAUGGGCAGCUCAAAGUGGAUUACUCCACUCACAUCUUGUAUAAGAACGAAUGGCUCUCAGGCGAGAUAUUGGCCGAUCCCGAGGAGCUGAUCAAGAGCGCAGAACGCUACCUCAGCAAGCAUGUCAACACCCGUUUUGUCAAGUUUAUGAUGGACGGCGGGCCUGGAGGACCCGCGGUGCUGCAGCAGGCCGGGUUGGAUAAAGACGGCAAACCAGAUAUGGCUAACAUUCUCCAGCCUGAUCUCCCAGAGCUCUUGUCUCGAUGUGAUCAGAGAGGCAUGACGUGUAAGGUACAUGCCAUGGGUGAGGGAGGUGCACGGCUCGCUCUCGAUGCCGUUGCUGCAGCAAGGAAGCAAAACCCCAAUGGACCGAUCCAUGAGGUCGCGCACUCUUGCAUGGUUCACAAAGACGACCUUGGAAGAUUCAAGGACCUCAAUGUUACAGCCGAAAUGUCUCCUGCCAUGUUCUUCGCCAACGGGUUCGAUUACGUCAAAGACCAAAUCGUCUACGAUUUCCCCGGCUUCAAAGCAAAAAAUACCCGCAUGACCAUCGGCAGUGAUUGGGCUUUUGGCAUGUUCCUACCCCUGUUACCUUCAAUCGCACACCUCGUUGACAUCAUUGGCGCGGAGAGCCUACUGGAAAUGCUGACAAUCAACGGAGCAACGUCAGUGGGCAAAGACAAGGUAUCUGGUUCCAUUAGCGUGGGAAAGAAGGCCAAUUUUAUUGCCGUGGAUAGGGAUUUGACAAAGGGAGACUUUGCAAAUGCAAAGAUUACAAAUACGUGGUUCGAAGGCGAAAUGGUGUAUGAAAUGGCUACCGAAUAUGUCGAAAGGCCAGCCUUAGGCGCUUAA